AUGUUCUCAACUAUAUCCUCCGCGCCGCCGAAGCAGUCUGUUAGCGAGACUAUUACCACAUUGAGCAGUCGCCUAAGCUCAGCAACCCUCCUUGAAGAUCGUCGUGCUGCUAUACUGGGGCUACGAAGCUUUGCAAAGGAUUAUCCGGCUUCUGUAGCGUCAGGGGCACUGAGAAGCCUCAUAGGGAGCUUGAAUAAGGAUGGCGAAGAUGUCGACACGGUCAAAGUAGUCCUCGAGACUCUCCUGAUGCUGUUUAGUCCCAACGAAGAUAGUCCUGAGGCAUCAGAUGAAAUCGCCCUUUGGUUAGCGGACGAGUUUACGCAGCACCAGGAGAAUAUCAUCUUGCUUCUAGGGUUUAUUGAUUCGAAUGAUCUCUACGGGCGCCUCUACUCUCUACAACUGCUCGUGGCUAUCCUUUCAGCCCGCGCAGAACGUGCUGAAGAAAGCAUAUUCACUGCACCUCUAGGGAUAUCACGCCUUGUCUCUGUGCUCGAUGACAAUAGAGACGCUGUUCGCAACGAGGCAGUCACCUUGUUGACGUUCCUAACUAUCACAUCUAUCGAUAUUCAGAAGCUUGUGGCAUUUGAAAAUGCUUUUGAGAGAAUUCUCAACAUUGUGGAUGUCGACGGGUCUCUUUCUGAGGGAGGGAGAGCAGUUGAGGACUGUUUUAUUCUUCUUGCCAACCUGCUGCGUCGCAAUUCAACCAAUCAAUCUCUGUUCAGGGAGUCGGGAUGCAUUAAACGACUCGCUCAUUUGCUGGAGCUGCUGCUGCGGACUCAGAGUGACGAACUAGAGAUUGCAGACUGGGCCCUUGUACAGCGGAACCGUAAUGUCUACGCUUUCCUUGCUGUCGUUCGCCUCUUCUUGACUCCCGGUUCCGUUGGAACUAAGCAGAACCAAAGUGCGUUUCUGCAGCAAGGUGUCUCUUACAGUGUUCUGCAGUUGGCCUUCAGCCACCAGGUUGACGCACAAAUCAGAGCCGAGGCACUUGCAACUAGCGGCGAUUUGAUCCGCGGCCAUACUACCCUCCAAGAAACAUUUGCCCAGCAAACGGUACCUGCGCCACUCCAGGACGCACUUGAUCAGCCCGGGCAGAUAAACGGUCAUGCCAAGAUAUACGUUAUCGAUGGUUUACUGGAUUUGACUUUGGGCGUGCAGGAGUCAAGUGCUUUUGACAUGCGUUUCGCUGCUUGCGAAUGUCUCAAGGCUUACUUCUUCGAUCACACGGAAAUCAAAGCUCACUUCCUCAGCCGUGCGAUAGAAGGCUACCAAAUGGGCAAAGACGAGACCACGAAUGUUCUCACUAUCUUGCUCAACCCUACCGCCGUCGUCUCCCCCAAUGAUCCAUACAGAUCCUGGUUCGCUUCCGUCAUUGCUUUCCAUCUUCUCUUUGAGAACCCCACAGCCAAAGAAAAAGCAUCGGGCUUGACAGAAGGCGAUUCCGAGAACGGGGAAGAAGUUGUUACUGGCAUUCAGACUCUGGCGGCCCACCUGGCUGCUGGGGUACGCAGGGAUGACGACCCCAGGGUCCUUGUUGGUUACCUGAUGUUGCUUCUCGGCUGGCUUUUCGAAGACAUGGACGCUGUCAAUGAUUUCCUUACCGAAGGAAGCAAUGUACAAAGCCUCAUCCAUGCUGUGCUUCAACCUGUGGUUCCUGGCGGCGAUCUUGUCCGAGGACUAUGUGCUAUGCUCCUUGGAGUUGCGUACGAGUUUUCUACAAAGGAUUCGCCUAUACCGCGUGCUACAUUACACUCCAUUCUCCUAUCGCGACUGGACCGCGACCGGUACCUUGACCGAUUGAAGAUUCUUCGCAGCAAUCCCCUCAUAAGGGAUUUCGAGGUCAUACCUCAGAAAGCUAAUGUUUCGGCAUCCGGUGCGCUUCCAGACGUCUUCUUUGAUGCCGUAUUUGUCAACUUCUUUAAGGACAACUACAGCCGCAUAGCUCGUGCCAUAGAUCGGGAACCGGGUCUUGAGAUAUCGGUGAUCACCAACGGCGUGCAAAAGGGCGUGUCUAGGGAGCUUGUGGAUUCAUUGCGCAGCCAGGUCGAAGAAAAGGAGAACGCCUUGGUGGAGUCAGGGACGAAGCUGGCCUCUCUUGAGCAGCGACUGAGCCAGGAACAAGCAGAGCAUAACCGCACGAAACAGAAUGUUUCAGCUAAGUUGGCUAAAGCCAACGAGGCAAUUGAGGCUCGGAAGAAGGAACAUGAAGCCGAGAUCUGGAAACUCCAAGCCGAACAAUCUGCCAAGAUCUCCGCCGUCGAGAAGCAAACUGAACAAUUGCGAGGUCAAUUUGCUGCCAAGGAGGCUGACUUGCAGAGACAAUUGGCAGCAAGGAAUACUGCUUUUGAAAAGCAAGCUGAGCAAUUGCGAGGUCAGCUUACUGCCAAGGAGGAAGAGCAGCGCAAAGUGCUAGCCACCAAGGAAGCUGAAUGCGAAAAGCAGUUGGCCCAGGCGCGGCAGGGUGCUGAGGCGGAAGCUGAACGUCUCCGUCGAAGGACAGAGGCCGAAGUUGCCGACCUCAAGGCCACAAUAAGCCGCUUAGAAGUUGACCUAGUCAAGGCAAACAAGUCGAAGACGCAAGAGUUGCAGUCGCUCCGAGAAACACAUGAAAGGGAUUUGGCUGAACAGAGCAAGAGAGUCAAGGGUGCAGAAGAUAAGUGCCAAGGGCUAGAAAAGGAGUUGGACGAAGCGCAUAAGGCUACGGAUAAGAUGGGUGUCAAGGCCAAAAAGGCCGAGACUGAGAAGGCCGAGGCCGUAAAGGCAAAAGAAGCCACGCAAUCUGAGCUUGAUGACCUUCUUAUGGUGCCUACAAGUAACUCAUCCGAGAGCUCCAAUGAGAGCGACUGGGUUGAUGCCGAGCCCGAUGAGGAGCCAUCAAUUAUUGUGUCGUUCUUUGACGACCGCACCUUUUCAACAUUGCCAGAAAUGCUUGCUUACUGCAAAGACAAGCACAGCUUUGAUUUCUUAAACACUGUUCGCCGUCUACAUCUGGACUUCUACGGUGCUAUUAAGCUCGCCAACUUUGUUAGACGAUGCGUGCAGCAAGGACAAAACCUGCCUGAAGCUAUCUCACAAGAGGACAUCCGGGAUGACGAGCUACUGAAGCCUGUUCUUGAAAACGACGCCCUGCUCUUCAAUCUGGACGAGAUUCUGGAGGGCGAUGAUGGGAAAGAUAUCCCCGACCCUGCUCUCGUAGACUCCUCGACCAAGGAGCUCCUGGCUCACAAAAAGGCACUGGAGGAGGAACUUGAGGCUGUUCGCACACAAUUUGCCAACUACCGUUCGGCCGUGGAGCAGACCCUUGAUCGCCGUUGGGGCGAUGAAACUGAGGUCAGGCCGUCCAAGGCGGAGUUGAAGGACAACUCGGACUACUAUUUCGAAUCGUAUGCGGCACACGAAAUUCACGAGACGAUGCUGAAAGAUGCGGUUCGAACCGACGCUUAUCGCGACUUUAUCUAUGGCAACAAGCAUCUGUUCCAGGACAAGGUAGUCUUGGAUAUCGGAUGUGGAACGGGAAUCCUGAGCAUGUUCUGUGCUAAGGCUGGUGCCAAGAGGGUCAUUGCCGUUGACAAGUCCGACAUCAUGACAAAGGCCAUGGAGAACAUCUUCAACAACGGCCUUUCGGACACGAUUACUUGCGUUAAGGGUGCUAUCGAAGACGUAGUGCUGCCGGUUGACAAGGUCGAUGUCAUUGUCAGCGAGUGGAUGGGGUACUUCCUUCUCUACGAGGCCAUGUUGCCCAGCGUCCUCUAUGCACGAGAUAAGUAUCUCAAGUCUGACGGUAUCAUGGCGCCUAGCUCAGCCACCAUGUGGGUAGCCCCGGUUGCCAACCCUGAUUUUGUCUCUGACCAUAUUGCGUAUUGGCGAGAUGUGUAUGGCUUUGACAUGAAAGCCAUGCAGGAGGGAAUCUACGACGAGGCACGUGUUGAGGUUGCACCCAAGGAAACUGUCUGUGGCAAGCCUUUCCCAUUCAAGCUCCUGGACCUCCGAACAAUCACGAAGGAGGAGCUGUCUUUCUCUGCCCAGUGGGAGUCAACUUUGGACCGUGAUAUUGACAUACUUGAUGGAUACCUCGUCUGGUUUGACAACCACUUUUCCACGUCGUCCGAUGCGGCCAUGCCGGAGCCCGAGAUGACUGCAGAGGAGUGGAUCAAGAAGAAGCCGGGUAAUGUGGCUUUCUCGACUGGUCCGUUUACUACGCCGACACACUGGAAGCAAGGCUUCCUUCUCAUGCCGCCACACAACUCACUCAAGAGCCUCUCCAAGUCCACUCGACUUUCCGGUGAGAUCAAGUACUCGGUUCUCGAAGAAAAUGCCAGAGCUCUCUCAGUAGAUAUGACAUGGGCAGUCAAUGGUCAAGCGCCCUACACUCGGUCUUGGAAAAUGAAAUAA
Messenger RNA from Geosmithia morbida, 4392 nucleotides. Its product is annotated as intracellular protein transport protein USO1. Gene Ontology annotation, cellular component: endoplasmic reticulum; ER to Golgi transport vesicle membrane; Golgi membrane. The coding region runs from base 1 to 4392 and encodes 1463 amino acids. Gene Ontology annotation, molecular function: protein-arginine N-methyltransferase activity. Lineage: Eukaryota; Fungi; Ascomycota; Sordariomycetes; Hypocreales; Bionectriaceae. The record is from RefSeq and is a predicted model, not a curated record. Gene Ontology annotation, biological process: vesicle fusion with Golgi apparatus; endoplasmic reticulum to Golgi vesicle-mediated transport; peptidyl-arginine methylation. The transcript has 8 exons.